AAUCCCACGGCAAUAACAAUAAUAAUAGUAAUACGGAGUAAUUUUUUAAUAAAAACAAAAAAGUUCGGCCAUCGGUUCUCCGAUUUCUUGGCACCCGACGCCGAUCCGCUCCUCUCCGCCCUCGUCGCGUCCAGCCAUCUCCCCCAAGUCUUCGAGCAGCAAGGUCCAUGGACGUCAAGUGCCGUCGCCUGGAGGGGAAGGUGGCCGUCGUGACGGCCUCCACGCAGGGCAUUGGCCUCGCCAUCGCCGAGCGCCUCGGCCUCGAGGGCGCCGCCGUCGUCAUCUCCUCGCGCAAGAAGAAGAACGUGGACGAGGCGGUCGAGGGGCUCAGGGCGAAGGGGGUCACCGUCGUAGGCGCGGUCUGCCAUGUCUCCGUCGCGGAGCAGCGCAAGAGCCUCAUCGACACCGCGGUCAAGAAUUUUGGACAUAUUGACAUCAUUGUUUCCAAUGCUGCUGCAAACCCUUCUGUAGAUAACAUACUAGAAAUGAAAGGGCCUGUCCUUGACAAACUAUGGGAAAUUAAUGUCAAAGCAUCUAUUCUUCUUCUACAGGAUGCUGCAGCACAUUUGCGAAAGGGAUCGUCUGUGAUAUUAAUUUCUUCAAUUACUGGCUAUAAUCCUGAACCAGCAUUAUCGAUGUAUGGCGUCACAAAGACUGCCCUGUUUGGUCUCACAAAGGCUCUGGCUGCUGAGAUGGGGCCAAAUACUCGUGUUAACUGUAUAGCCCCUGGUUUUGUUCCUACAAAUUUUGCUCGUUUCCUCACAACUAACGAGACCCUUAAAAAUGAGCUUAUUGACAGGAGCACGCUUAAGAGAUUGGGUGCUGUGGAAGACAUGGCUGCAGCCGCCGCAUUCCUGGCUUCAGAUGAUGCAUCAUUCAUUACAGCUGAAACUAUUGUUGUUGCUGGAGGGACUCGAUCUAGGCUGUAGAUCUAUCUGUACUCGCUGCUGGUGAAUAAAUUGAAAUUUACUCAAUAUGCUACAAUAGGUAAUAUAGUUUCGUAAAUGGUAAUGCGAUUUGCAAGGACAGUUUACUGGAUACUGGAAGUGAUGUGAACUGCUGUCGUCUGACGCCUGGCGGGUGCUAGAAUAUGGCAUUCGGAUAGCAUCUUAUAUUUCCAUGACUA
This is a messenger RNA of Oryza brachyantha (malo sina), 1126 nucleotides long. Its product is annotated as tropinone reductase-like 3. Gene Ontology annotation, molecular function: oxidoreductase activity. The coding region runs from base 168 to 929 and encodes 253 amino acids. The record is from RefSeq and is a predicted model, not a curated record. Lineage: Eukaryota; Viridiplantae; Streptophyta; Magnoliopsida; Poales; Poaceae. The transcript has 6 exons.